This is a messenger RNA of Anolis sagrei ordinatus, 2460 nucleotides long. Lineage: Eukaryota; Metazoa; Chordata; Lepidosauria; Squamata; Anolidae. The record is from RefSeq and is a predicted model, not a curated record.
AUGGCGUGGGGGUCGCAGGCCACUCCGGCCCUCUUUCUAUACCCACCUGCCUAUUUACAAUGUCGGACGGAGCUGCAUUGCCCUCGUUGGCCCUUCCGUCCAAUCUCCGAAGCCACCAAAGGAGGGGUCGCUAACAGAGUAAAAGGCGCUGAGACUUUCCGCGGGUCACGAACGCCACACGGCAACUGCAACUCUUGCUCUGCCCGAAUGAAAUUUUUGACUCCUCUCCUUCCUUAUCUUCUGCAGGUGGACAUGCUUCUCCGCCACAAAAUCCGAAGCCCUGGCCUGCCCGCUUUGUCAGCCAUUGUUAUCUACAACGACACCGUGUUGUGGACGGGCAACUUCGGGAAACGCAAUGGCUCCGAUCCCUCCUCUGGCAUUCCCAAUGAAUAUACCAUUUACAGAAGACGUAGAGCAGGGGUCCCCAAACUAAGACCCGCAGGCCGGAUAUGGCCCCCUGAGGGGUGUGGAGAAGGGGAGGAGGUGGCGGGCGAAGCAGCUUUGGGGCUGCUUCGUCCUCUGCCUCCCUGGGCCCAGCCGGCUCUUCUGCCUUCGGGAAGGGGCCACGAGCUGCGUGCUUCCGCAGAGCAGAGCCAGGCGGAGCAGCAGCCGCGUCCCGGGCAUGAUGCGCCUCCCGAGCCUCUACCUGUCAGGGCGGGGACUCCACGGGCUUCCAUGCAAGGUUGGGGAGACAACACAAAUAUCUUGUGCUUCCUUUCUUUCUCCAGAUGCCAUUACAGCAACUUGGCGUUCUCCCUCAUGGCACACGUUCUUGCCGAACAUGCCGCCGAGGGUGAGUACCAGCGGUGGGUGUCUGAGAACAUCCUGGACCGGUUGGGCAUGGAGGACACCGGCUUCGACAUCACGCCUCCCAUCCGCUCCCAGAUGGCGGUUGGCUUCUAUGGCAGUGGGCAACCAGCCCCUCUUUACGACUUGGGCUGGUACAGGCCCUCCGGCCAGAUGUACUCAACAGCCGCCGACCUCGCCAAGCUGGCCAUGGUCUUCUUGGGGACUUACCAUCGGCGCCUCCUGGAGCCGGACACGGUGAAAACUAUGUUGACGCCCCUCUUCAAGUGCUCCAGCGAGUACUUUGCCAACAAGACUGGAACGCCCUGGGAAAUCAAUGAGCAACUUGGGUACGAUAUCAUUAGGAAAGAUGGCGACUUGGACGGCUACUCCGCCACCUUCUCCUUGGUGCCGAAGCUGCGCUUGAGCUUCAUUGUCCUCAUGGCUGGUCCCCGUCCUCAGGGAGGAGACGUGGUGGCACAGACCUACGAACAGCUCAUUCCCGCCAUGGAGUCAGCUUUCCGCGAAGCCGAGAAGAGCCUUGCCCCGCCUCCGAGCCCCGCCCCCUACGUCGGGUACUACACUUACUCCAACCUGACUUUCUAUGAGAUCAAAGUGGGUGCUGGUGGGGUGCUGGUGAUGCAGCAGUUUGGGCCCCAUAUUGAGGAGCUGAUACCAGCAAAUUACCGGACCAUCAAACUGCACCACCUCGAGGACCGCGUUUUCCAGGUGGUGUUCGACAAGGAGUUCCCCUGCACUCUCCACCUCGGCUCAGCCUCCGUUUCCUUGGAGACCCAAGAUGGGCAGCUUUUCAACUUCUACCCUUUCGACCGCAAGGGAUUAUCCCCUGGCUUUGAUGCUCCGGGUCUGAACACAUACAACGUCUUACGCAUCCAUCGUAAACCCGUGUUCUACAGUUAAUUGCUAAUGGCGUGGAGGCCAUGUUUAGUAUGCAAGGAGACUGGGAGGGACUAUGGCUUCAUACCACCAAUGGCUGGGACCUUCUUCUGUCCUCCAAGGGCACUUGAUGGCUUCUGGUGGGACAGACCUUCUAGGUGACGCAACUGUAUACUUGGAUUACAUGUUGAUAUACACAUCCCCAAGCUUCAGUGACCAGAUAUUUCGAGGGUGACUGUACUCCCUAGAAACCAAGAACGUGGGGUCAUGCUAAUGCAUGCUCCCCAACAUUUCACUGGUGGGACAUGUCUGGCCUAGAGACUUGAUGGCUUCUGGUGGGACAGACCUUCUAGGUGCCACAACCGUAUACUUGGAUUACAUGUUGAUAUAUCCCAAGCUUCAGUGACCAGAUAUUUCGAGGGUGACUGUACUCCCUGGAAACCAAGAACGUGGGGUCAUGUUAAUGCAUGCUCCCCAACAUUUCAUUGGUGGGACAUGUCUGGCCUAGAGACUUGAUGGCUUCUGGUGGGACAGACCUUCUAGGUGCCACAACCCUAUACUUGGAUUACAUGUUGAUAUAUCCCAAGCUUCCAGUGACCAGAUAUUUCGAGGGUGACUGUACUCCCUGGAAACCAAGAACGUGGGGUCAUGUUAAUGCAUGCUCCCCAACAUUUCACUGGUGGGACAUGUCUGGCCUAGAGACUUGAUGGCUUCUGGUGGGACAGACCUUCUAGGUGCCACAACCGUAUACUUGGAUUACAUGUUGAUAUAUCCCAA